Macroventuria anomochaeta is the source of this 747-nucleotide messenger RNA. RefSeq lists its product as uncharacterized. NCBI's taxonomy places the organism in Eukaryota, Fungi, Ascomycota, Dothideomycetes, Pleosporales, Didymellaceae. The transcript is spliced from 2 exons. The record is from RefSeq and is a predicted model, not a curated record. The coding region runs from base 1 to 747 and encodes 248 amino acids.
AUGAGCGCUUCCCAAACUCACACGACAUCACAACAGGCGUCUACAACUACAUUCCCCACACACCUCCCACCCCGUCCACCAACCAUCCAGGAGCGCGUCGGCCGCUGGUUGUUCCCUAUCCAUGUUGAGAGCUACCAAAUGAUGCCUACACGAAGUGCAGCAGCGGUACGGCCGGAGGAAAGGAGGAGGAUUGAUUGUGGUAGAAAUAUGAACGGAACUGGAAGCGGUGAUACUGAUGAAGAAGGACAAGGGGUGGAGAUGAUGGUAGCAGUGAGGGCACAAAGAAAACGCCGGCUUGCGUGCUUGAUCGGGACACCGGUGUGUGUUGUUGCGGGUGUGGCGUUUGCGGUGGUUGUGUAUGUCACGGUUGUGGACUCGGUGGAGUCGAACUUGCUCAAACUUCAACUCGUCCCCUGCAAUCGACACUGCCUGCCCUUUGUACUCCUCCGGCUGCAUCAGCGCCUGCGCAGCGAAGUAGCCGCCGAUGGCAGCUUGGUUAGACGUGUGCUCAGACAUGUCGUGCCACGUCCGGCAAAUCCGUCAUAUCCCUCGAAUAGAGAUUCUUUUACAGAUCCAAUGCAGAUAGUAGGGUCUGGAGAUCUCGGUCUUGCGUUUACGAAUGAGGUCGUCGUUCUUGGGGCUCAAGCUAGAGCUGGUUUAGGCAGCAAGCUAGACCUAAAAGAGUAUGCAUAUCUCGAAAAACACGAUCGCAGAGGGCCAAGCUUCUGCCACGGCAAACCGUACUGA